AUGCACGUGAAAAUUCCUGGUGACAUUGACAACGCUUGUGCUUUGAAAGUUGCUGCAAAAGCAAAGGCGAAAACUCCAAUUCAACCAUAUUUAAUACUUGUGGGCCCGAAUGCAUUGGACUUGAAAAAAAUUUACAUUCAAGUUGAUAAUCAUCGUUUUGAAGCUUCAACUUUUGCGGAUGGAUUCGACUUACUUUUCAAAUUUUAUUUAAUGUUUAAACUCGCGUAUCCGAUAGAAAGUCAGCAUUUUUGGUACUUUAUACAGUGGGGUGUUUAUAAAAUUAAAACUGAGUCUGAUGUGCAAAUACCCUCAAUUUUCACUAUUGUAAAUAAAUUAAAAAUUAACUUACCUAAUCCCGGUAUUACACAAAACUUAGCCCAAGCAAUCAUCAAGGAUUUUCAACUGUUGAUGACAAAAGUAUCUACAGCUACUUUAAAAAAUUUAAAACAACGCAUUCCGGCAGAGUACCAUGAGCUGAUGGAAAGAUAUUUUGACUUUGACAUUUUUGAUAAUUUUGAUUCUAAUUGGAGAUGUAUGCAGCAAUUUAAAGCUUCCAGUCAUUACGUUGCCCCACAACAAAUAAAAAUUGGCGAGAUAUCUGACAACAAAGUUGUGGAUAACAUCGAUGUUUGGACAAAAAAACCAUGCUUUGGACAAAUAAUUCCGUUACGUGCUCAUCAUGCCCAAGUUGUCAAGUGUCGUAUCAAUAUAUUAUUAACUUUGGCCAGAAAAUUACAGUUGGAUUUAAGUAAAAAGUUUUUGACGAAUGAAGGAUUUAAAAAUUUCGUAGAGUUGGGAUCAGUGCAUCCAUCAUUUGCAUUUCACUUAUCAAAUAACUCAGAAAAUAAUUCCGUUUUUGGCAUCAUUACUGCAAUUUUAUCUGAUACAAAAACUAUUUAUUUUUCUUAUAAAAAAUGUACAACCAUUGGGCUUAAUACUCAUAUCAAAGCAUAUCAAUUGAUAGCACCGAAAGCAAUUAUAGUGUACUUGUAUAGCACACUAGUCAGAGCAGGUUGCCUAUAUGGAGUGGAGACAUGGGGCUGUGAAAAAGUGAAAAAAAUAGAAGUACUACAAAAUAAAUUAGACAGAUCAGCGUUGGGAGUUGCAAGAAAUACUCCUAAAUAUAUAAUAAGGAGAGAAAUAGGAGAGGAAGAGAUUAGAUGGAAAUAA
Messenger RNA from Cotesia congregata, 1170 nucleotides. Lineage: Eukaryota; Metazoa; Arthropoda; Insecta; Hymenoptera; Braconidae. The record is from the annotation of a GenBank genome assembly.